Ogataea philodendri is the source of this 525-nucleotide messenger RNA. RefSeq lists its product as uncharacterized. The transcript has 2 exons. Lineage: Eukaryota; Fungi; Ascomycota; Pichiomycetes; Pichiales; Pichiaceae. The record is from RefSeq and is a predicted model, not a curated record. The coding region runs from base 1 to 525 and encodes 174 amino acids.
AUGAUUUUCUCAACAGCUGCGACAGUCUUGUCAAUCUCUCCAAAGUCUUUGGACUGUGAAAACACGUUGAUACCGUCCAAAGCAGCGGUCACAAGUUCGGGUCCCGUUUCCCUUGUGUCUCUUCCAACGAUCACGAGACCUGCUUUUCCCACAUCAAUAUUUUCCUUGGCCACGAUGUCCUCCACAUCAGCCAAGAGAUCCUCGCUAUUUGCAAGUUGUGUAGCGUACGGUUCCCACACCUGGGGCAGCAUCUCACCCAACGGGUCCACAAGCUUGACUCCGUUGUCCUGUGGCGGGUUGUGCGAGGCGGUGAUCAUGACUCCAAUGGUCUUUCCUUCUAGUUUGGCAGAUCUUAGUGCGGCCAGAACCCCAACUCUGAACACGGUGGAGUCCAAUUGCGCGCCCAGUGUUCUGAACCCGGCGGUUCCAUACGCAAACUGGGCGUUUGGCGGCUUUGGAUGGGAUUUGCUGGCGGCUAAAACUGGAUCAAGGGACAUUGUUAAGACAAAUAAACAAAAUAAAUAA